AUGUGGAUUAUUAACUGGUUCUACGACGUCCUCUCAAGCCUCGGCUUGCUCAACAAGCAUGCCAAGCUUCUUUUCCUCGGCCUCGACAAUGCCGGAAAGACCACCCUGCUGCACAUGCUGAAGAACGACCGUGUCGCUAUCCUCCAGCCUACUCUUCACCCCACUUCCGAGGAGCUCGCCAUCGGCAACGUGCGCUUCACCACCUUCGAUCUCGGCGGUCACCAGCAGGCCCGCCGCCUGUGGAAGGACUACUUCCCCGAAGUCAACGGCAUCGUCUUCCUCGUCGACGCCAAGGACCACGAGCGGUUCCCCGAGGCCAAGGCCGAGCUCGACGCCCUUUUGUCCAUGGAGGAGCUGGCCAAGGUGCCCUUUGUCAUCCUCGGCAACAAGAUUGACCAUCCCGACGCCAUCUCGGAGGAGGAGCUCCGUCACCAGCUCGGCAUGUACCAGACCACCGGCAAGGGCAAGGUGCCUUUGGAGGGAAUCCGACCCAUCGAGGUCUUCAUGUGCUCCGUUGUCCUCAGACAAGGGUACGGCGACGGUAUCCGGUGGCUCUCGCAGUACGUCUAA
Molecule: messenger RNA, 570 nt
Organism: Colletotrichum fioriniae
Lineage: Eukaryota; Fungi; Ascomycota; Sordariomycetes; Glomerellales; Glomerellaceae
Gene: SAR1
Product: COPII coat GTPase
Biological process (GO): membrane organization; vesicle organization; endoplasmic reticulum to Golgi vesicle-mediated transport
Cellular component (GO): endoplasmic reticulum exit site; COPII vesicle coat
Molecular function (GO): GTP binding; GTPase activity
Source: RefSeq, a predicted model, not a curated record